AUGCGCCGCAACGGGCUUGAACCAAGAAAUGAGCAAUGCCCAACAACAAUAAUUGUAACUAUUGCUACAACAAGUAUUGUCACAAAAUUGACAACGGGACCAACACCUGGUACCAGUACUAUUCUGCCUUUGUCCGGAUGCACAGUAAACUGCUAUACAGAGAUUAUUGUAACUGUGGCACCCACUGGAGGUGUUACGACUGAAACUACCUUCGGUCCCACAGCUGGGACCAGUACUAUUUUGCCCUCUCCUGGGUGCAUUGGAUUCUGUCCUACUAGGAUCAUUGUUACCGCUACAGGUAACUUUAGCACUAUAACAACAAUUGGCCCAACUGCUGGAACAAGCACUAUUCCACCAAUACCAGGAUGCAUAGUCAACUGCUAUACACAAGUUAUUAUAACUAUAGCGCCUACUGGAGGUAUUAUUACCGAAACUACGUUUGGUCCAACUAUGGGAAGUAGUACUAUCUUGCCGUCAAUCGGGUGUACAGGAUUUUGUCCUACUAGGAUUAUUGUUACUGCCACAGGCGGCCUUAGCACUGUUACAACAUUUGGCCCAACUGCUGGCACGAGCACCAUUCCGCCACCACCGGGGUGCACAGUCAACUGCUAUACACAAGUUAUUAUAACUGUAGCGCCUACUGGAGGUAUUAUUACCGAAACUACGCUUGGUCCAACUGUUGGAAGUAGUACUAUCUUGCCGUCAAUCGGGUGUACAGGAUUCUGUCCUACUAGGAUUAUUGUUACUGCUACAGGCGGCUUUAGCACUGUUACAACCUUUGGUCCAACCGCGGGAACGAGCACUAUUCCACCACUGCCGGGAUGCACAGUCAAUUGCUAUACACAUGUUAUUGUAACUAUAGCGCCUACUGGAGGUACUAUUACCGAAACUACGUUUGGUCCAACUGUUGGAAGUAGUACUAUCUUGCCGUCAAUCGGGUGCACAGGAUUCUGUCCUACUAGGAUCAUUGUUACUGCUACAGGGGGCCUUAGCACUGUUACAACCUUUGGCCCAACUGCUGGAACGAGCACUAUUCCGCCACCGCCAGAGUGUACAGUCAACUGCUAUACACAAGUUAUUAUAACUAUAGCGCCUACUGGAGGGAUUAUUACCGAAACUACGUUUGGUCCAACUAUUGGAAGUAGUACUAUCUUGCCGUCAAUCGGGUGUACAGGAUUCUGUCCCACUAGAGUUGUUAUUACUGCUACAGGGGGCCUUAGCACUGUUACAACUUUUGGCCCAACUGCUGGAACGAGUACUAUUCCGGCACCGCUGGGAUGUACAGUCAACUGCUAUACACAGGUUAUUAUAACUAUAGCUCCUGCUGGAGGUAUUAUUACUGAAACUACAUACGGUCCAACUGUUGGGAGCAGUACUAUCCUGCCGUCUGUUGGGUGCACGGGAUUUUGUCCAACUAGGAUCAUUGUUACUGCUACAAGGGGCCUUAGCACUGUUACAACCAUUGGCCCAACCGCGGGAACGAGUACUAUUGCGCCACUGCCGGGGUGUACAGUCAACUGCUAUACACAAGUUGUUAUAACUAUAGCGCCUACUGGAGGUAUUAUUACCGAAACUACGUUUGGUCCAACUAUUGGAAGUAGUACUAUCUUGCCGUCAAUUGGGUGCAUCGGAUUCUGUCCUACUAGGAUCAUUGUUACUGCUACAGGGGGCCUUAGCACUGUUACAACUUUUGGCCCAACUGCUGGAACGAGCACUAUUCCGCCACCGCCGGGAUGUACAGUCAACUGCCAUACACAAGUUAUUAUAACUGUAGCGCCUACUGGAGGCGUUAUUACUGAAACUACAUUUGGUCCAACUGUUGGGAGUAGUACUAUCUUUCCGCCAAUCGGUUGUACAGGAUUCUGUCCUACUAGGAUUGUUGUUACUGCUACAGGCGGCUUUAGCACUGUUACAACCUUUGGUCCAACCAUGGGAACGAGCACUAUUCCACCACUGCCGGGAUGUACAGUCAAUUGCUAUACACAUAUUAUUGUAACUAUAGCGCCUACUGGAGGUACUAUUACUGAAACUACGUUUGGUCCAACUGUUGGAAGUAGUACUAUCUUGCCGUCAAUCGGGUGUACAGGAUUUUGUCCUACUAGGAUUAUUGUUACUGCCACAGGCUGGCUUAGCACUGUUACAACCUUUGGCCCAACUGCUGGAACGAGCACCAUUCCGCCACCGCCGGAGUGUACAGUCAACUGCUACACACAAGUUAUUAUAACUAUAGCGCCUACUGGAGGUAUUAUUACCGAAACUACGUUUGGUCCAACUGUUGGAAGUAGUACUAUCUUGCCGUCAAUCGGGUGUACAGGAUUCUGUCCUACUAGGAUCAUUGUUACUGCUACAGGCGGGCUUAGCACUGUUACAACCUUUGGCCCAACUGCUGGAACGAGCACCAUUCCGCCACCGCCGGAGUGUACAGUCAACUGCUACACACAAGUUAUUAUAACUAUAGCGCCUACUGGAGGUAUUGUUACCGAAACUACGUUUGGUCCAACUGUUGGAAGUAGUACUAUCUUGCCGUCAAUCGGGUGCACAGGAUUCUGUCCUACUAGGAUUAUUGUAACUGCUACAGGCGGGCUUAGCACUGUUACAACCUUUGGCCCAACUGCUGGAACGAGCACCAUUCCGCCACCGCCGGAGUGUACAGUCAACUGCUACACACAAGUUAUUAUAACUAUAGCUCCUACUGGAGGGAUUAUUACCGAAACUACGUUUGGUCCAACUGUUGGGAGCAGUACUAUCCUGCCGUCUGUUGGGUGCACGGGAUUUUGUCCAACUAGGAUCAUUGUUACUGCUACAGGGGGCCUUAGCACUGUUACAACCUUUGGCCCAACCGCGGGAACGAGUACUAUUGCGCCACCGCCGGGGUGUACAGUCAACUGCUAUACACAAGUUGUCAUAACUAUAGCGCCUACUGGAGGUAUUAUUACCGAAACUACGUUUGGUCCAACUAUGGGAAGUAGUACUAUCUUGCCGUCAAUCGGGUGUACAGGAUUCUGUCCCACUAGAGUUGUUAUUACUGCUACAGGGGGCUUUAGCACUAUUACAACCAUUGGCCCAACUGCUGGAACGAGCACCAUUCCGCCACCGCCGGGAUGUACAGUCAACUGCUACACACAAGUUAUUAUAACUGUAGCGCCUACUGGAGGUAUUAUUACCGAAACUACGCUUGGUCCAACUAUUGGAAGUAGUACUAUCUUGCCGUCAAUCGGGUGUACAGGAUUCUGUCCCACUAGAGUUGUUAUUACUGCUACAGGGGGCUUUAGCACUAUUACAACCUUUGGCCCAACUGCUGGAACGAGCACUAUUCCGCCACCCCCGGGAUGUACAGUCAACUGCUACACACAAGUUAUUAUAACUAUAGCGCCUACUGGAGGUAUUAUUACCGAAACUACGUUUGGUCCAACUGUUGGAAGUAGUACUGUCUUGCCGUCAAUCGGGUGUACAGGAUUUUGUCCUACUAGGAUUAUUGUUACUGCCACAGGCGGCCUUAACACUGUUACAACAUUUGGCCCAACUGCUGGCACGACCACCAUUCCGCCACCACCGGGGUGCACAGUCAACUGCUAUACACAAGUUAUUAUAACUGUAGCUCCUACUGGAGGUAUUAUUACCGAAACUACAUUUGGUCCAACUGUUGGGAGUAGUACUAUCUUGCCGUCCAUCGGGUGCACAGGAUUCUGUCCUACUAGGAUUAUUGUAACUGCUACAGGCGGCUUUAGCACUGUUACAACAUUUGGUCCAACUGCUGGAACAAGCACUAUUCUGCCACCGCCGGGAUGUACGGUGAACUGCAUUACGAAUAUCAUUGUCACCAUUACAGGCGGGUUCAGCACAUCUACAACCUUGGGACCCACUGCUGGUACGAGUACGAUAUUACCAACUCUUGGAUGUAUGGUAAACUGCUACACACAAAUUAUUAUAACUGUGACAGGAGCAUUCAGUACAUCCACAACCUUCGGUCCCAUUGCUGGCACUAGCACGAUUCCGCCAUCUCCAGGAUGCACGCUCAACUGCUUUACACAAAUUAUUCUAACAGAAGUUAUGAUUGGAAGUAUUGUUAGCAUUACCACAACAGGGCCAACGCCUGGAACAAGCACCAUUUUGCCGACGAAUUCGGAAUGUCCCGAGGCAGGUUUAAUGCGCCGUAACGAUCUUGCAGCAAGAAAUAUAGAAUGCCCGACUACAAUCAUUAUUACUGUAACACCACCGGGGGGCUUUAGUACUGUUACCACCUUUGGACCGAUUGCUGGUACAAGCACGAUUCCCCCAUCACCGACAUGCAUUGUUAACUGCGUUACGCAAAUCGUAAUUACCGUUACUGGCGGCUUUCGUACUUCGAGUACUCUUGGUCCCACCGCAGGUACAAGCACGAUACUGCCGGUAUCUGGAUGCACAAUUAACUGCUUUACACAAAUUAUUGUAACACAUACUGGAAGUCUCAUAACACAAAGAACUAUUGGGCCGACUCCUGGCACGAGUACAAUUCCACCUCCUUCUGGAUGCACUACUAAUUGUAUUACAACUGUUAUUGUUACCGCUACGGCUGGCCUUACUACGUCGACUACCUUUGGACCAACUCCGGGAACGAGUACAAUCCCGCCACCUCCUGGAUGUACUGAAAGCUGCUUUACGCAAAUUAUUGUCACACUCACUGGAGUUCUUGUCACGUCCACCACCUUUGGACCGGCUCCUGGUACAAGUACGAUCCAACCUCCGCCUGGAUGUACGGUCAACUGUGUUACUAUGAUUAUCGUUACCGCAACUGGUGGCUUCAGCACGAUCACAACCUUUGGCCCAACUGCAGGCACGAGUGUAAAUCCACCAUCUCUUGGUUGCACAGUGAAUUGCUUCACGCAAAUUAUUGUUACUCUUACUGGUGGCCUUGUGACGUCUACUACCUUUGGACCAACUGCUGGUACCAGUACGAUCCCGCCAUCACCUGGCUGCACAGCUAACUGCGUUACUACAAUUCUUGUCACUGCUACUGGUGGCAUUACAACUACAACAACGUUCGGUCCGACGGCUGGCACGAGCACGAUUCCACCACCGCCUGGAUGUACUGUAAACUGCUUUACUCAUAUUAUUUUAACAGUCACAGGUGGUCUUGUAACACAAACGACCCUUGGGCCAACGGCUGGAACGAGUACAAUCCCACCUCUGUCUGGAUGUACAGCAAAUUGUGUUACUACAAUUAUUGUUACCGCAAUUGGUGGAUUCAGUACUUCCACUACCUUUGGCCCAACAGCAGGCACGAGCACGAUUCCACCACCUCCUGGUUGUACCGUGAACUGUUUCACGCAAAUUAUCGUCACUCUAACUGGCGGUCUCGUAAUGUCUACUACUUUUGGACCAACUGCCGGUACAAGCACAAUUCCGCCACCGCUUGGCUGUGCAGCUAACUGCGCUACUACAAUCAUUGUUACUGCAACUGGAGGCCUUACUACUUCUACGACCUUUGGUCCGACGGCUGGCACAAGUACGAUUCUGCCUCCUUCUGGAUGUACUGUCGACUGCUUUACACAAAUAAUUGUAACCUUAACUGGCGGUCUCGUAACGUCUACUACCUUUGGUCCUACAGCUGGUACAAGUACAAUUUCGCCUUCGCCUGGCUGUAUCACUACCUGUGUUACUACUAUUAUUGUUACUACCACUCGUGGUAUUACUACUAUAAUAACGCUCGGUCCGACGGAUGGCACAACUACAGGUAGUCUUGUUACGUCUACGACCUUUGGACCGGUAACUGGUACGAGUACGAUUCUACCGCCGCCUGGCUGUACUGUCAGCUGCGUAACGUCGAUUAUCGUUACGGCUACGGGUGGAUUUAAAACGUCUACUACCUUUGGACCGACCGCUGGUACGAGUACCAUUCCGCCACCUCCUGGUUGCACAGUGAACUGCUUUACGCAGAUUAUUGUAACGCUUACUGGCAGUCUUAUAACGUCUACCACCUUUGGACCAACCGCUGGUACGAGCACAAUCCCGCCGCCACCUGGCUGCACCGAGAGUUGCGUUACUACUAUUAUUGUGACGGCAACUGGUGGUCUAACUACCACUACAACAUUUGGUCCAACGCCUGGCACGAGCACUAUCCUUCCGUCUUCUGGAUGCAUUGGAGACUGUCCCACAACAAUCAUAGUUACUGUACCUUAG
This is a messenger RNA of Drechmeria coniospora, 6159 nucleotides long. RefSeq lists its product as uncharacterized. Lineage: Eukaryota; Fungi; Ascomycota; Sordariomycetes; Hypocreales; Ophiocordycipitaceae. The record is from RefSeq and is a predicted model, not a curated record. The transcript has 3 exons. The coding region runs from base 1 to 6159 and encodes 2052 amino acids.